UUUGAUAGGAUCAGGGUAUUUGUAUGUGCAGAGAUUUAUCAAUGGCAAGGACUAAAACAACCAAGAGGAAACAGCCGACCGACUCCACGACAGCCAUCACCACCGCCACAGCCAGAGGAAAAUGAGGAAGAAGAAAAUGUUGAAGUCGAAGAAGCAGAAGGAGCUGCACAAGAAGACGCUGAAGCAGAAGGAGCUGCACAAGGAGCAGCUCGAGGUCAAAGCAAGGCGAGGGAUAAAACGAACGUGAAGAGACAUCGACGAAAUCCACCGCCGUCACCACCGCCACAGCCAGAGGAGGAUGAGGAAGAAGAAGAUGAUGAAGUCGCAGCGCAAGUACGUGCACAAGGAGUAAAGACCUUUAGAUAGGGUUCAGUUUUCAAAUACUGAUUUUGUAUCCGAUUGAAGAUGUUAGGAGUAAAGACAUUUGCCGCAUGUUGUAGGAACGAGCUAUCCUCCAUCAUAAUAUAAGGAACCGAUUGUUUCCCAUUGUAGUCUGACUCA
Molecule: messenger RNA, 501 nt
Organism: Linum tenue
Lineage: Eukaryota; Viridiplantae; Streptophyta; Magnoliopsida; Malpighiales; Linaceae
Source: the annotation of a GenBank genome assembly